Molecule: messenger RNA, 4079 nt
Organism: Gordionus sp. m RMFG-2023
Lineage: Eukaryota; Metazoa; Nematomorpha; Gordioida; Chordodea; Parachordodidae
Product: AMP deaminase 2-like
Exons: 17
Coding region: 149-2695 (848 amino acids)
Biological process (GO): IMP salvage; AMP metabolic process
Cellular component (GO): cytosol
Molecular function (GO): AMP deaminase activity
Source: RefSeq, a predicted model, not a curated record
AAAAUUUUGUUUACGAGGUAUAUCUUUUGUUUCUUACUUAGAAAUAUUAAUUACCCUAAUUUUCAAUUUUAUCAUUCUACAAUUGUAUAUAUAAAAAAUUGGAAAAACGUACGUGAUUUGAUCGAAACCAAAAAACAAAGAAAAAAGGAUGUCGCAAAGAUUCAAUGGUUCCCGCCGAAAUAGCUCUCAUUCUCCGUCCCCUCCCCCACCCUUGCUCGGGGCACCCCAAAAGUUUCCCCUGUUCGAUAAGAAUAUGAUCAAUAGCUAUAAACUGGACGUCAAAUCGCAUUCUAAGGAGUCGCUAGAAAUUGACGACUCGAAACCCAUAUCCGGUUUAAAUCUUUCUCUUUUGAAACCCGAAAUACGGGCUUCCUUCGAUCUCCCCAGAUAUCCGAUCGAGGAAGUGGAACAAGAAACCAGAGCGGCGAAAAGCAUGAUAAAAGAUCAGAUGAGUUUCAAGCGAAAGUCUCACCACGUCCCCCAUUCGGUACACCUCACUCAAACCUUCCCACUGAUAAACGGGGCGGAUAGGUUAGCGAUAAACGAUCUUAAGAUCGAUGGCGAUAUUACAGACUCGAGUGAGGCCAAACGGACCCCGGGGCUAAAUGACCUUUCAACGUUACCCGGAGAUAGUGCUUUCCUGCACGACUGCGAGUCUAUCCAGUAUCAAAGAGUAUCCGUGAGCGGGGAUGAGAUCGGGGUGCCGAUCUACGACUACAUACACUCGUCCAAGGCUAUUUUCGAGAGUCUGAGACUGAGAGAGAAAUACGCGUACCUCUCCUUUCAAUCCUUCCCAACUUUCAGUUCCAGGUACCUGAAAUCGCUUUACAAAUUCUCCCAUUUUCAAUCGGACAUCGUCAAACAAGAGAAUAAGAUGAGUCUAGAAGAUCACCCUAUAAAUCCUCCAACCAUGACCAAGAAGGGAAACCCUUACGAAUGCUCUCUCCUACCGGAUCUACAUCUCAAGGUUAUCUCGAAGGACGGGAUUUUUAACAUCCUACGUCAUUCCACGGGGAAUCACGGGAAACAAAAUGGUAUCCCGAAUUUUGAUUCCGCGAAAAACGGAAAUUGCACCAAGGAGGACCAAGGUGAAAAUGGUUUAAAAUGCUUCGAAAACGAGGAAUUCAUGUUUCCCCGUUUAGGAAAGGACGAAUAUUUAAAGGAUUCCCUCAUUUUGCAAGAUAUUCUGACGGACGUUACCAUAAAAUCUUUCACUUACCGACGCCUUUGUUACUUAUCGUGCCGUUUUCAGCUUCACCUGUACCUGAACGAGUUGAGGGAGACGAGCGGACAAAAGUGCAUAAAGCACAGGGACUUUUACAACAUUCGCAAGGUGGACACCCAUAUACACGCCGCCUCUUGCAUGAACCAGAAGCAUUUGCUCAGGUUUAUCAAAAAGACUCUCAAACGAAGCGCCUGCGAACGUAAAGUGGAAAUCGUUACGAAAGACGGCAAGACCUUGAGCCAAGUUUUCGACGAAAUGAAAAUUUCCCCUCAAGACCUCAGCGUCGAUAUGCUAGACGUCCACGCGGAUAGGGACACCUUUCACAGGUUCGACAAAUUCAACGCUAAAUACAACCCGAUCGGGGAGAGCAAGAUUAGGGAAAUCUUUAUCAAAACCAACAACUUCGUUGGCGGAAAAUAUUUUGCCAAAAUUAUGAAAGAAGUCAUGUCCGACCUGGAGGAAAGUAAGUACACAAACUCGGAACCCAGAUUAUCUAUAUAUGGCUCCGACAUGAACGAAUGGGAUAAAUUGGCUCAUUGGGCCGUUAAUUUCGCCGUUUAUUCCGAAAACGUCAGAUUCCUGAUUCAAGUGCCCAGACUUUACGACAUAUAUAGAACCAAAAAUCUUGUUUCGAAUUUUGAGCAAAUUUUGAAUAACAUUUUUCUUCCGCUCUUUGAGGCGACUAACGAUCCCAGCUCUCAUCCGGAAUUGUACAUGUUCCUUAACCAGAUCGUAGGGUUCGAUUCGGUUGACGACGAAAGUAAAACGGAAAACGAAUAUUUCAAUUCUUUAUCCCCUCUUCCGGUCGAUUGGAAUACCCCCGAAAAUCCGCCAUAUUCUUAUUACCUUUAUUACAUGUGGGCUAACAUGAUGACCCUCAACCAUUUUAGAAAGAGUCGGGGCUUGAACACGUUCGUGCUGCGACCUCAUUGCGGGGAGGCCGGGCCUGCCCAACAUCUUAUAACCAGUUUCAUGCUCGCGGAAAAUAUAUCUCACGGACUGUUGUUGAGGAAGGCACCAGUGCUUCAGUAUCUUUACUACCUGGCCCAAAUAGGGAUAGCCAUGUCACCCCUUAGCAAUAAUUCCCUAUUCUUGAAUUACCACAAGAAUCCUUUGCCGGAUUACCUAUCGAGAGGUCUGCUCGUUUCCUUAUCGACGGAUGACCCUCUACAAUUUCAUUUCACUAAAGAACCUUUAAUGGAAGAAUACAGCAUAGCAGCCCAAGUAUGGAAGUUGACUUCGACGGAUAUGUGCGAGUUAGCUAGAAACAGUGUCAUGAUGAGCGGUUUUCCUCGAGAAGUCAAAUGUCAUUGGCUCGGCCCUAAUUACCUGAACGAAGGCGUUUCUCGGAACGACAUAACCCGAACCAAUAUUCCCGAUAUACGAGAGGCCUACAGAUACGAAACUUUGAUAUCUGAAUACGAUGCCCUCCUACGUGGUUUUCACGCCCCACUAAACGAUGAAAAUUGAAUAGAAAGUUUUUUUUUUAUUCGAUCUUAAAAUUCGGAAUCGCGUAAUUAUCUAUUAUAGACUGUGAUUGAUCGAACAUCAUUCAUCCUUAUUUUUUUUCUCUCUCAAACUCGACGGACCCAUCUCGCGUUGAACCAAAAGAUCAAUUCGAUUGAAUCUUGAACAUUAAACCUUAAAAUCAUUCACAAAAAUUUAUAUCUCGCGUUCCAUUUUCCGUAUUUAUCUUUUUGUAUUAUUAUGUGUUUUAUUCUUUAAAAUGCCCAAUUUUUUUUUUUUAAAUAUAUAAAUAAGUACCAUUGGUAGUUAAUUUUAACCAAAAUAAUACCUUUCAUUUUUUUAAACGCUUUCUUUAUUUUUUAUCUUAAUUGAAGGCUUAUUUUUGCCUUUAAGGUAUUUCUUACGUUUUUUAAAGGGUAUUUGUUUUUUUAAAAGGUACUUUUACUUUUUAAUUUGAGGGUCUAUUUAAAAAAAAAACUUCUAAAAUAUAAAGGAUCCAAUUAUUAUUUGUAGAGCCCCCAUAAAUAGUGUUGUUAAAUUACCUUAACUUUGACCAUCUUAAUUGUGGCUUUGAUCAAGCUUUUAGCCUAUAUAAAAUUGAAUUAAGCGUCCAAGUAGAGAGUCUCAACUAGUGUUGUUUAACAACGGCUAACUCAAUAUUUUAGCCAGAAAAACAUUGCCUAAGCCUCGAGAUUUCGUUAGUAGAUGUCCAAACCUUUGUUCCUUUUACAAACAAAAUCUUCAGGCUCGCGUAAUAUUAUUCUAGAUUAAAUACUGAGUUAGCCGUUUUCGAAAAUCGGCUCGAAAAGGAGCCGCCGUUUAACAACAUUAGUCCAAAACCUGAAGAGAUUGAUUGGAAUAUUUUCGAUUAAAAACAUGGCUACGCCUUAACAAUACUACCCACAAACUUUAAAAAAAAAAUCUCUCACGUAAAAGACAGCUUGUCGAAAUGUUGCCACAUUUUUUUUUUAAAUAUAAUUUCGAAACGCCUUUUUUAUAAGCCAAAAUUUAAACCGUGACCUUUUAUAUAUUAAUAUCCCUAAUCGAUAUUUGUGAUGGACCAAUACCAAAACAACAUAAAUUUUAUUAUUUUUUUUAAAAAAAUAUUUUCGCGGCAAAAAAAGAUUGCCAUCUUGUUUAUAUACUUUUUUUUCCCACAUAAAUUUAUACACAUUUUAAUUAACACGUUUUUAAAAAUAUAUCACGUUAUUUAUAUUAAUAUUCUAAAUACUUAAAUUAUUAAUAAUCAUUUUUUUAAUUUCGAAAAUAUAUUUUUAUUAUAUAUUUUUAUUCAAUUUAAUUUUUUUUUUUUUUUAAAUAUAUAAAAUUAUCAAAAUUUCUCCAAAUCAAAUAACUGUAUUAAUUAAUUAUAUAUUUAUAAAACAGC